AUGAAACGUCAUAAUAACUAUAAGCGAGCGUUUUAUGUCGUUCAAUUUAUAGAAUUGCCUUUUGAAGGUAUUGAUGAUUACGUAUGCGUGCCGUACACUUGGCUGAUAGUACGUAAAGCGACGGAUCAGAAGGCUGUCGUUGCUUACCCUAAAGACGAAGAUCCUUUCAACACCAGAGAUCGCGUUAAAAGGAAAGAAAGACACAAUCACGAGUGGAGAUUUUAUAUGGCUAUCGUUAAAUAUGAAUCAGAUAGUUACGGAGAUGCAGAAUAUUGGAUUGCGACAAGAAAUGAUUAUGGUCCUUUAGUAGAAAAAGAAUUAAAAACAACAGAUUCAGAACCAAAGUUCCCGUUAAACAAGAAAUUGCGUGUUGCCAACCGAAACCAUUCGUCCAAAUUAAAUGAUAAUCCUCGGAAACCACUGCCGAGAAUAUCAAUCAAGCGACCAGCACUACCAGAACCGAACAAACAACUUGAUGGGAAACGGAUAAAACUGGAUGACGCUGCUCAGUCAUCUAGCGCUGUUGUGACUGACGCUAAUGCAGAGCCUGGAUCAUCAAGACAGGAACAAUCGAUUAUCGCUCAGGACAACCAACCAAUGGAAUCUGCUCAGACAGAAACAACUGCUAGUGAUUCUAACGGUACAUCAAGCUCCUCUCAGCGGAAAGAUGAAAACCUCCAAGAAUCGUUACCAAUACAAGAGCAACAAGAAUUGGGUAUGCCGUACAUAGAUGUAGCUACAUCAGAUACACCAGCCCUUGUUAUAGACGAGGAUGAAGAAGUCCAGACUGCCAGUAUUGUGGAACAGCAAGUACCCUCUAAUCAAGCUAUCUCACAAUUUACUGAACAGCCGGAACCCAUCCGGGAACCUAAAAUUCCAGUGGCCCCAUCAAUAGAGAUGACUAACAAUAGUCAAGGAUCCCGCAUGGAUGACGCCUUAAAUAACGGACCUACUUCUAAUCGCUUACUGAAUUCACCAAAAAUUUCUGCUCAACUAUAUAGUCAAAUGAUCGAGGCACGGCGUUUAAUACCGACUCAAAAACCGGUUGAGAAAAAUUUGCGCCCCAUGAAUAUCGCAAGAAAUUUGGCCAUUACCGAACAUAACUCAUCGAAUUUAAUGGACCAAACUGGAUCUUUAUCGACGCGCUCAGUGCCGAUUCAACAACAACAUCACACGUCGUCAUAUCAGAAUCAAAAUCUACCGACUAAUCAAAGUAACUUUGAACAAGACUUACUUAGCAAAUCUGCAGAGACCAACAAUUACGAACAGCGUCCUAACUCUCGGCCUAUCAGAAUGAGUACUCCAUCUAUCGGACAAAAUUCUAUUAAUUCUUCCACUCCGUUAUACCAGAUCUCCGAGCUUCCACAACUAAGACAGUCGCAGCCAUCUCAGCAAGACUCACAACGGCAACCACAGAAACCGAAAAGACGUAUUGGCACCUCUACCAAGCCACAAAACAACCGGCAAACACCUACUUUUCAAGUCACAAAAGAAACGCUGUCACCUAUUCUUACGAAGGUUCUAAAUUCGCUACGACAAGCAUUAUCAACUACUCAUAACCAAUAUCUUCUGAACGAGCAGCAAUUUCAGGGAAAUCAUAGUGAACGUGCACCUGUUGAUGAAAAUCAUCUCAGCCAAAUUGACAAUACAUUGCAAACAGAUGAGCGGAUGGAAGAAGAAACUCCGUCAGCGCAUCAUGGGGCAAAUUCAGAUUCCGAUACUAUUACCGAUCAUGAAGUCACCUCAGAUCAUGAGAUGUCUGCAGAUGAAGCACCUGUUGAAAGAACGAAUAACUUUUACGGCCCUGGAAUCAGUUCUGGAAGUAGCUCUGCACACAGACCGAUAGCUGCACAAAACUCUACGAACCACCAGACGCAUUCUAAAGUUGUAUUGGAGCAGCAAAUGUUAGACAACUUUGCUACACUCUUCACUCAAAUGGGAUCUACUUUGCGUUAUACUACUGAUAUGUACAACACCCUACGGAGUUCGAUCCUCGAUACUGCCCAAACAUACAAAAAAUUAUUGGGUGCAGUCGAAGAAUUCAACUCAGCGCAAAAAUUAGCCAGCAAUUCAUCUUCUUCGAGCAACCGACGAGAAGAAGUCUCACAGUUCCCUGAAGAAAGACACAUGAAAAUAUCAGCAAGGGCAAAUUCAAGUUAUACCAAUCGCUAUAACGAGGAAGUUGCUAACAAUCCACCGAAGAAAAAACACAACUCAUGGCGUUUUGUUCUACCAUCGGAAUAUGAUCCUCGUGAUACCAGAUGGACAUUGAAGUAUCGAACCAAUCUGCCGGGACUUGUAGAACUUAUGCCUCAAAGUGAUGUUUACGUCAGCUACGGAGACCUCAAAUACUGUCAGCAAGUAUCAAAAGAUUGCAAAUCAUUAGCACUACGAUUAUUACCAGCAGUAUUCAACAGCAAAGCAUUGAGUGUUUGUUUAUCAAUUACUGAGAGAGCGCAGGCUUCUGAUAAUGUUCGAUCUAAUGCAAGGCCAGAAUUAGAUGAUCACGCGUGUUCGGCACUGUUAAAUUUCGUUUUAGAACACGGACUACAACGUGGUUGGAAUACUGACCUGCAACCUAUCCUCAGUACUUUACACAGUAAGAUUCAAGAGAUUCGGUUCAGAUAUGGUGUGAUGGUUGAAUGUUAA
Molecule: messenger RNA, 2649 nt
Organism: Cotesia congregata
Lineage: Eukaryota; Metazoa; Arthropoda; Insecta; Hymenoptera; Braconidae
Source: the annotation of a GenBank genome assembly